Messenger RNA from Aspergillus calidoustus, 3435 nucleotides. The record is from the annotation of a GenBank genome assembly. Lineage: Eukaryota; Fungi; Ascomycota; Eurotiomycetes; Eurotiales; Aspergillaceae.
AUGCCAAACCACACUCCCUCCCCCUCCGACGAGGACCUCCUCCCAACCCUGAUAACAACCCUCUCAAAAGAAUCCCCGCAAACCCUCUGGGCCGAAUAUCCCUCCUCCCCAAAAUCCUACAAUCUUGGCUUUACGCAAAUAACCUACGCGCAAUUCGCCAACGCAAUCAACAACUGCGCGCACUUCCUCGCAGAAACCCUUGGUCGAAGUGACACGGGAGAGCCGCUCGCCUGGCUUGCGCCUAAUGAUCCGCGGUGCGCGAUUGCCAAUGUUGCGGCUAUGAGGGCGGGGUUCAAAAUAUUCCUCAUCUCAGAGCGGAAUAGCGUUGCGGCGAAUUAUAAGCUGUUCGAUGAGGUGCAGUGCUCGACAAUCCUGACGACUAGUUUGGCUUUUGCGCCUGUGCAGGCGACUCAAGCUGGAGAUGGAAAAGGAGUUGGGGAUGGAUCGCGAAAACAGCUCGUCGUCAUUGAGCUGCCGUCACUGGAGACACUCCUCACCGAGAUUCGUCCGGAAUACCCCUUCCACAAGACGCUUUCUGCCUCCGCGAGGGAGGCCGCGCUUAUAGUUCAUACAUCUGGAUCAACGGGCUUCCCAAAACCAAUGUUCAUAACGCACGAAUUCCUCGCGAAGACGAUGCGGAACUUUCGAAUCACGGCACCCGCGGGAUAUAUCACGCAGACGUCCUUAAUAGAGAAGAAGCAGUGUGUGUGCUUUCUCCCAAUUGGCCAUCCCGCAGGAGUCACAUUCACCCUCCUUCUCCCCCUAACAACCCAGUGCAGCAUAAUCCUCCCACUCUCACAUAUCCCCCCUACAGGCGAAGCCCUGGUCGAAAUCCUGCGGCAUACAAGCGCGGACUGGGCGGCGCUCGCACCGCUAACUCUUGAGACUAUGUCGAAGAAUAUCUCUCUGCUAGAUGUGCUAGAUUCCAAACUCGAGACCCUCGUCUUUUCUGGUGGAAGUCUGCCGAAGGUCUUUGGGGAUGAGAUUGCACAACGGAGGAGACUGAAACUGCUUUCGUUCCUGGGAUCCUCGGAGACGGGGCCGCUGCAGGCGAUUUAUCGCGAGGGGUAUGACUUUGUGAAUGAUUGGAAUUAUUUGCAGUUUCCGGAAGAGCUUGGGGCGCGUUUUGACCUGGUCCCUGAUAGAGGAAGUCGUCACGGUAGAGAAGGACAAGCAGAGAGAGAUGAAGAUGGGGGAGUCUAUGAACUAGUCUUCACCAAAACCCCGGCAACAGCGCCCUACCAAGCCGUCUUCGCCUCCUACCCCGAUCUCACUGAAUUCCGAACAAAAGACCUCUUCACGAAACAUUCCUCGAUCCCCAACCUCUGGACCCAUGCAUCCCGCUCCGACGACGUCAUUGUCUUCUUGAACGGCGAGAAGGUGAAUCCCGUUGAUUUUGAAAGUCGGGUUUGUCGACAUCCUACUGUUGCGGCGGCGCUGAUGUUUGGCGAGAAGAGAUUCGAGGCGGGGGUUCUUGUUGAGCUGGUUGAUUCGCAGAAGAAGGGGGAUUUGUCAGUUGCGGAGAGAGCGAAAGUUGUGAAGGAUAUAUGGCCCGUUAUUGAGGAUGCGAAUGCGAUUCUUCCGGCUUAUGCGCGGGUUGAUGAGGCGCAUAUCGUUUUUACGGAAGUGGGCAAAUCGGUGCUGAGGACGUUAAAGGGGACGGUUAGGAGGGCGGCGACGCUUGAGUUGCAUAAGGAGGCGAUUGAGAAGGUUUAUACGGAUGUCGAAGAGAUGGAAGGUGCUGUUCCGGGUCAAUUGCGACGUGCGAUAGGGUCAGAGGUUGAGGUUCAGGAGCUCGUCCGUCAAGCUGUGCAAGAGACCAUGAAGAUCGAUGAGACGGAGAUGACCGAAGACUUCUUCAGCCGCGGAAUGGACUCGCUGCAGGUCCUCCGCCUGAUUCGGCAUUUGCGGGGGGGUACAGCCCUAACCGGGAUAACGCCGAGUAUGGUGUAUCUGAACGCGUCUAUCAGUGCGCUCUCAAGCGCGAUAUAUCAGCUCGCACAGAACAAGCAGAUCUCCGAGCAACAGAAGCAAGAGGACCAGCUGAACAUUCGAAGAGAGAUACUCCAGAGACACCUCGAUGCCAUCGACGCCCUCGAUACCAAGCCCUCGUCAAGCCAACGAAGCAAAAAUGAAGGCAAAGUGAUCCUCGUCACAGGCUCAACCGGCACAAUCGGCAGCUACAUCCUCUCCGUCCUUCUGGACCGGGAAGAUAUAGACCACAUCUACUGCCUCAACCGCUCCCUGAACUCAGAAACUCUGCAACGGGAGCACAACGCCCACCAGGAUCCGGCCCUGCCAAUCACCUUCCCUGAGUCAAAGGUCACAUUCCUAACAGUCGACCUGGCACAUCCAAUUCUGGGCCUCGACGGUGCAGUCUACGAAGCCCUAAGAGACAGGGCGACGCAUAUCAUCCACAAUGCAUGGAAAGUCGACUUUAACCUCCCGCUGCAGGCAUUCGAACCGCAGCUGCUUGGGACGGUUAAUUUGAUCCGUCUCUGUGCGAGCGCUUCUCGAGCCCCGACGAUCGUGUUUAUAUCGUCUGUCAGUGCGGUUAUGAACUUCUCUUCCACUUUCUCAUACCAGAGUACCAAUCAGACCCCCAUUCCGGAGUCGAUUAUCGAAGACAUAUCCGCCCCGGCAUCAGCAGGCUACGCAGAAAGCAAAUACAUCGCCGAACGCCUCUUAUCCCACGCCGCUGACAGGCUCAGAAUCAGCGCGAAGAUCAUCCGUCUCGGGCAGAUUGCUGGUGCCGCGAAAAGUCCUGGGAGCUGGAACGCUGCUGAUUGGGUUCCCGCUCUUGUUCUUGGGUCGACGGGGCUUGGUGCUAUUCCGGAUGCACUUGAUGGCGGAGUGGAUGGUGGCGGUGUGAUCGAUUGGGUCCCUGUUGAUUCCAUCGCGGAGGUGAUUGUUGAUAUUGGGGUCCAUUACGACUCUCAGCACGGUCCAAGCUCGGACUCAAACUCGGGCGACCGUGCCCAGAGAGAUGCUGAUACUUCGACUGGGAGUGGAGAUGUCUCCAUCUUCCACCCGCUAAACCCUCACGGAACAACAUGGUCCUCGCUCCUGCCCCCAAUAAUCUCAGUCCUCGAGUCCCAAUUACGUCCCGGCUCGCACCACGACCAGUCCCAACGGAAACGGGCUAUCGAGGUCGUCCCACCAGCCGAAUGGCUCUCCAGGCUCCGCGCCGCGGCGAGGCAAUCGCUUUCAACGAGUGAUGGUGGUGAGAACCUGCCUGUCAGUAGGAAUCCUGCGCUGCGUCUGCUUGAAUUCUUCUCUCAGAGGCUUGAUGGUGUGAAUGCGGGCCCAGAAACCAAGGUUUGGGAGACUGGGAAUGCAAAGAGGGUUAGUAAGGCGUUGCGGGGGGUGCAAGCGAUAGAUGGGGAGUUGAUGGGGAGGUGGGUUGAACAGUGGGUCCUGGGCAUGAAGGAGUAA